Varroa destructor (honeybee mite) is the source of this 1145-nucleotide messenger RNA. Its product is annotated as procathepsin L-like. Gene Ontology annotation, molecular function: cysteine-type peptidase activity. The record is from RefSeq and is a predicted model, not a curated record. Lineage: Eukaryota; Metazoa; Arthropoda; Arachnida; Mesostigmata; Varroidae. Gene Ontology annotation, biological process: proteolysis.
UGUAAGCUUGGCUACAUGGGUAUAAAUAAGCCUGAUACUCACCUGUUUUUAGGACUCACAAUUAAAACAAGGAUGUUCCGUGUCAUUACUGCCCUUGCUCUGGUCAGCGUCUGCGUGGCGUACAGUCACCACCUCGAUAACCACUGGGCCGCGUUUAAAAAAGUGCAUAAAAAAAAGUACAAUCUCAAAGAGGAGGAGAGCCGCCGGGCUAUAUUUGAAAACAAUGUGAAGCGCAUCAACGACCACAACCUUCACUAUGAUCUCGGUCUCAUUUCGUAUCGUCUAGGACUUAAUAAGUUCGCCGAUAUGACCAACGAGGAAUUCCGCCAGCAUAAGGGACUGCAAUACAACGCAACGGCCACGGUUCGCCAUGGAACGCCCCAGAACCUUGAGUCCGUUAAGCUUCCCGCCGAGGUCGACUGGAGGACGAAAGGCUACGUUACCGCUGUCAAGAAUCAAGGACAAUGCGGCUCUUGCUGGGCCUUCUCAGCCACUGGCGCUCUUGAGGGACAGCAUUUUGCUAAAACUGGCAAACUCGUCUCUCUUUCGGAGCAACAGCUUGUCGACUGUUCGGGCAUGUACGGCAAUCAGGGCUGCAACGGCGGCAUCAUGGAUCAGGCCUUCCAGUACGUCAGGGCUACUGGUGGACUAGAUACCGAGGAAAGCUAUUCGUACACCGCUAAGGAUGGUGAAUGUCGCUUCAACCAAAACUUCAUUGGAACAACUCUGCGUAAUUACGUUGACGUUACCUAUCAAGAUGAGAAAGCUCUCGAAAAGGCUGUAGCUACUGUGGGCCCGGUGUCCGUGUCUAUUGAUGCCUCCCAAGCAUCCUUCAGUUUCUACACGAGCGGUAUCUACGACGAGCCUGAUUGCUCCUCGGAAAGCCUGGACCACGGCGUCUUGGUUGUCGGCUACGGUUCCGAAGACGGAAAGGACUUCUGGAUCGUGAAGAACUCGUGGGGUAGUGACUGGGGAGAGCAGGGCUAUAUCCGUAUGUCCCGCAACAAGGAGAACCAGUGCGGUAUUGCUACCCAGGCGUCGUACCCUGUCGUAUAGUAAAAUAAUUCUUCGAAAUCUCCAAAUUAAUGAAUGGCAAUUAAACAUAUGCUAUAAUAAAAAUAAAAUACUGGCAUCAUCACUGCGUA